Molecule: messenger RNA, 1259 nt
Organism: Centruroides sculpturatus (bark scorpion)
Lineage: Eukaryota; Metazoa; Arthropoda; Arachnida; Scorpiones; Buthidae
Product: probable RNA-dependent RNA polymerase 1
Exons: 1
Coding region: 256-912 (218 amino acids)
Biological process (GO): siRNA processing
Cellular component (GO): nuclear RNA-directed RNA polymerase complex
Molecular function (GO): RNA-directed RNA polymerase activity
Source: RefSeq, a predicted model, not a curated record
CAAUUGGAAACAAGAAAAUAUUUGCCAUUACCGACUUUUAAUUUGAAGAAUUUCGAUUGCACUUACAACUUAUACGCAAUACUUACUAGAAAUUUUGUCUUACAAGAGCAAACUAGAGGAAAUUGGAAAACAUUCAUUAAUCAGAUAGAACAGCAAUGCAACGAAAAUCCAAUUUACUUAGAGAAAGCUUUGGAGUAUAUAUUAGAUUUGCAAGAACGUGGUGUACUCUGCCACUAUCCACGUGCAAUCGAAUUGAUGUAUCAAUGGUAUUGUCAAACAGAUCAUCAAAUUCGUGCAAAAGAUAACGAAUAUACAACGCCUUCUGAUGCCAAAUUGAUUCGGAGAGUAGUUUUGACUCCAACAACAACUUUGUUUUAUCCUCCCGAAUUUCAAUUCAGUAACAGAAUGUUGCGAAAUUUUGAUUCAAAUUAUGCACUGCGAGUAUCUUUUCGAGAUGACGACGGUAAGAAAUUGAGUGCGUCAGCAAAUUACAGUGAUGCUGCAUUAUUGGAAUUCGCAGUUACGAUGCCUAUGAUUGAAGGAAUAAAAAUAUGCGCAAGACAUUACAAAUUUUUGGCAUGGUCAAAUUCUCAAAUCAGAGAUCAUAGUGUAUGGAUGUAUGCGGAAGACAAUAAAGGAAAUAAUGCCGAUACUAUUCGAGCAUGGAUGGGUGAUUUCUCGAUAACCAAAAGCGUAUCCAAAUACAUGGCUCGUUUGGGACAGUGCUUUUCACAAACAGAAGACACAGUGAAAAUUCCAUUAGAGCAUCGUUACGUCAUUACAGAGGAUGAUAUUGAAGGUGGAGUAAAUCCUGUUACAGGAAAACCUUACUGCUUUUCAGAUGGAAUUGGCAAAAUGUCUAGACAAUUAGCCGAGAACGUGAGUAUCCACAUUUAUUAUCUUAAUUUAUAAUUACAUGUUUGUAUAUUUGUGUCUAUUAUAAAUAGUUUUUAGAUUUUGUUAUAUGUGAAUGUAAUAAUUCAAAAGUUGUAAUAAUCAAUAAAUAUAUUUUUGACAAUCAAAUAGUUAAACCCAAGUUUUAGUGCUAAUAGACAAAGAAUUUUUCAAAUUACUGUUUUAUUAUUUUUAUUCUGACAAAAAAACAAAAGAUACAAAGAUAUUACUUUUAUCGGGCUUUAAAGUAGGCUAUAAGAGACACAAUACAAUAUUUUGACAAUAUUCGCAAAGCUUUCGGAAACAGUUGGAAAAGGCAUUUUUUGAAAUCGUCUUUAAUAACUAAUCUCAGGCAGGCCCAAAUA